Molecule: messenger RNA, 1041 nt
Organism: Aspergillus neoniger CBS 115656
Lineage: Eukaryota; Fungi; Ascomycota; Eurotiomycetes; Eurotiales; Aspergillaceae
Product: phytanoyl-CoA dioxygenase family protein
Exons: 1
Coding region: 117-980 (287 amino acids)
Source: RefSeq, a predicted model, not a curated record
CUGAAAACUAUAUAGGUGACCCCUCUCACUUCUGGGAGCAGUGCAGUAAGUGUUACAGUCUGGUCCCCAGUCUUUUUCUCUGUUUCCUUACUACGAUUCCAACUGAAAACGCCACCAUGGUAACCCCGCAGCUGGUUCAAAUUACACUUUCGGACGAGGAACGCGCUAUCAAGAAGCUCUCUUCUCAUAACCUCCAAGCGGCUCUUGAAGGCCUUCAUCGAGAUGGCGCUUGUGUUAUCACCAACGGCGUUGACCCUGCCCAUCUCGACAAGCUGAACGAGCGCAUGGUCCCUGAGGCCAAGACUCUAUAUGACAACCCGCAAACCCACCGCAACUUUGGCUCCCGUACAGGAAAUAUCCAGCAAGAGCCAGUCGUCGACCCGAACUACAUGUUCGAGGAUGUCAUUGCAAACCCCUGGGCAACUGCCAUCACCGAAUGCAUGCUGGGGCCAAACCCACACCUACGUUUCUACAGCGCCAAUACAGCCUUCAAAGCCGAGGACCGGCAACCGGUGCAUGUCGACGUGCACUUUGACUUUCCCAAGAUCCCAUUUGGACUGUGUAUCAAUGUAAAUCUGGUGGCAACCUCCCCGGAGAAUGGCGCCACCGAGCUCUGGCCUGGUAGCCACCGGGACGCCGAUCCUCGAGACAGUGACGACACGGGUGUGAUCCCGGAGAUCGUUGAGGCUCGCCGCAAGAUUUCUCCCCCAGUGCAGCCAUCUCUACCGAAGGGAGCUAUCAUUAUUCGGGACUUCCGGCUGUGGCAUGCAGGCAUGCCGAACCGCACAGAUGACCCGCGUGUUAUGCUCGUGACGAUUCAUUUCCCGGCGUGGUACCGUUCAGACUUGAAGGUCAUACUACCUCGGAGCUUACAAGGCAAGGUAGACUGGGGACAUUUGGUACCGUGCGUUGAGUGGGUGGAUGAGAACUAUGACUAUCUGAAAGGUCGGCAUGAUCAUGAUUUUACACUGCAGCCAUAGAAAGCAGAGGCCGUCCACUUGUCAAUUUAAGUCACCUUGAGAGUACAAAAAGUAAAUGAGC